Antechinus flavipes (yellow-footed antechinus) is the source of this 3273-nucleotide messenger RNA. It is a transcript of the gene ANKRD16, whose product is annotated as ankyrin repeat domain 16. The coding region runs from base 62 to 1189 and encodes 375 amino acids. Lineage: Eukaryota; Metazoa; Chordata; Mammalia; Dasyuromorphia; Dasyuridae. The transcript is spliced from 7 exons. Gene Ontology annotation, molecular function: protein binding. The record is from RefSeq and is a predicted model, not a curated record.
GUCUCCUCACGCCGCGUGCGGCUUCGGAGCCGUUUCCAGGGUGCAAGCCACUGGCGCGGUCAUGGCCCGCCGCGGGCGCGGGGAGGAGGCGCAGCCGCAGGCACGGCUUUUCAGGCUGGUGCAAGAAGGGCGGCUAGGACCCCUGCAAGAGGAGCUUGGGAGAGCGGAGCAAGGCCGCGGCUGGCGCGGGAAAACAGGGUGCCCGGCCAGGGGCGGCGACACCCUCCUCCAUUCUGCGGCCAGGCACGGCCAUCGGGACAUCCUGGCCUACCUGGUUGAAGCUUGGGAGCUGGAUAUCGAGGCCCCUAACAGGGACUACAAGCGGCCCCUGCAUGAGGCGGCAUCCCUGGGACACCGGGACUGCGUGCUGUACCUCCUGCAAAGAGGGGCAGCUGUAGACUGCCUGAAGAAAGGGGACUGGACUCCUCUGAUGAUGGCUUGCACGAGGAAAAACUUGGAAGUGAUCCAGGACCUUGUGGAGCAUGGGGCCAAUCCAGUCCUGAAGAACAAAGACGGUUGGAACAGCUUUCAUAUUGCCAGCCGAGAGGGUGACCCUGUGAUCCUCCAGUACUUGCUAACUGUUUCUCCAGCUAUCUGGCAGACAGAGAGUAAAAUCAGAAGAACACCUCUACAUACUGCAGCAAUGCAUGGCUGCUUAGAGGCAGUGGAAGUGCUUCUUGAGAGGUGCCAGUAUGAGCCAGACAGCAGAGAUCAAUGUGGUAUUACUCCAUUUAUGGAUGCAAUACAAUGUGGCCACAUCAGCACAGCUCAACUUCUCCUUGAAAAACAUAAGGCUUGUUUCACAGCCAAGGACAUCCUAGGUGCCCAAGCUUUACACAAGGCAGCAGUCACUGGUCAAGAUAAAGCCAUUCAAUUUCUAGUCUCUGAUCUUGGUGUUGGAGUUGAUGAGAGAGUCACAUUAAGUGGAUACACAGCCCUUCACUUUGCAUCUAAGGAGGGACAUACAAGUACAGUGAAGACUCUCUUGUCCUUGGGAGCUGACCUCAAGUCUAAAGAAGGAAAAAAUCGAUCUGCCCUGCAUCUGGCUUGUGCUGGUCAACACUUGGACUGCAUUGAGUUUCUCCUCCAAUGUGGACUAAAGGACUCUCCAGACAUUGAAGGGACCCUGGCUCGGGAGCUCAUAAAGAAACAAGAUAUUCUUUAUUACUUUGACCAAAAAGUAGCAUGACCCACAAAUCCUCCUAAAAGAAGAAAAUUUUGAGCAGCAGUGUUACUAGCUUUCUUGCUAAUUUUUGGUUAAUAAACAUAGGACUAUUGAAUUUGGACAUCACUGAGUGCUUUCAACUCCUCCUUUAUACCUGAGUAAGGAUGUCUGUGAUCAUCAGGAAACAACAUCCAGAUUAACUUCUGGGAACCACAGAGUUUCUGUUGUAUUCUAAACUCUGUUAUGAACAUGUUGUGAGAUCCUGACCCAGCAUACACUUCUUGCUUUGUACUUAAGUUUCUCUGCUUUUGAAGUUGAUACAAUAACUUAUUCUGCUUCUUGAGGAAUUUCUAUAAGAGGAAUUAGAAUUUGCUCUUAAAAGAAUCUUCUGACUGCUCAGAAAAAGGUAUGAAAGUAUUAUAUUAUGGAUGGGGUUAAGCCCUGUUAAAAUUCAAGUUUCAUCUGAAAUUUACUUUAGAUUUGAAUAGUGAUACUCUGCUGUUCAUUUUGAUUUAUUAUUUCAUAGAUCUAUUUUUGAGCUGAUAUGAUUUCUGGUUUUGUUUUGGAGAGGAAAUAUCUAUUGGACAUUUAUCUUUUCCACAAUCAAAACACUCUCUCUUCCCUUUGAACUGGCCAUAUUUCCUCACUCCCAUUUUACCUCUGUUUCAUAGAAUAUCUCUUCUUUCAAGAUACAUUUCAAGCAUUGCCUUCUACACAAAAACUUUGCGGAUUUCAUGUCCCCCCGCCAUCAACUCCUAAUGUUCUUCCUCCCGAGGUGCCUUAUAUUCAAUUACUUUUAUUUAUUUUCUUUAUAUUUAUAAAUAUAUAUAUAAAACACAUCAGAGAGGAUUCAAAAUAUAUAACAAUAAAUUGCUAGUUCAAGAAAGUUUAUAUAAUAGAACAAAUUAUAUUCAUGUGUGUCUAUCUUUUCUUCCUUGUGGGUUAUUCUUUUGUUCUCUGCUGUGUACUUUUUUUUUACUUUAUCGGGGUUUUUUCCCCCUUUCAUCCCCUUACCUCCCCCAAGCAGGCUAUACUUAAGCUAGGAUAUAUUUGUGUAUGUAUGUAUGUCCAUAUACACACACAUAUACAUAUAUAUAUAUACACAGACACAUAAACACAUCCACAUACAUACAUAGACCUUUCCUAUCCCUGCUAAUUCAUUGCUUUGAUUCUGCUUUUUUAACUUGCCUUGCUAUUACUUCCUUUAUCUUCCAAUUAUUUUUAUAUUUUCUCUUCUUGAUCUGUUCUUUAGAUGUUUUUUCUUAUAAGAUGUUCACAUUCUAUUCUAUUUUUUCAUUUUUCAUAUUAUUUUGUUAUUUCUUGUUUUCUUAUAGCUUUAUCGUUUCCUCUUGUCCAGUUCUAAUUUUCAAAGAGUAUUUUUGUCUUUAAGACUAUAUCUCCUUUUUUAGAUGGUUAGUUUGUUUUUCAUAAUCGUCUUGUUUUUCUUAGAGGGUUUUUAUUUCAGUUCAGUUCAAUGACUCUUCUGAUUUUUAAAUUCUUUUUUGAGUUCGUCUAUAAAUUCUCUCAGGGCAGGGAACUAUCUACUUAACAUUACUCUUUGAGGUAAAUGCUGCUUUUUUAACUUCAGUGUCCUCCUCUGAAGAUGAGGUCUUCCCUAUUUCCAGAGUAAGUUUCAAUGGUGGGGUUCGUUCUUUUUUGCUGGUUCAUUUUUUUAAAAAUAAGAGGUAUUACAAUGAUCAAUUCUGAUGAUCGUGGCUCUUUUCAACAGCAAGGUGAUUCAGGCCAGUUCCAAUGGUCUUGUGAUGAAGAGAGCCAUCUGCCCCCAGAGAGAAGACUGAUGAACUGAGUGUAGAUAGUAUUUUCACUACUUUUGUUGUUUGUUUGUAUUUUAUUUUCUUUCUCAUUUUUUUCUUUUUGAUUUUAUUUUUCUUGUGCAGCAAGAUAAUUGUAUAAAUAUAUAUGUAUGUAUUGGAUUUAACAUAUUUUUAAACAUAUAUUGGAUUACUUGCCAUUUAGGGGAGGGGGUGAAGGAAAGGAAGGGAAAAAUUGGAACACGCAAUUUUGCAAGGGUCGGUGUUAAAAAAUUAUCUGUGCAUAUGUUUUGAAAAUAAAAAGCUUUAAUAAAAAAUAAAUAAAAAUAAUAAGAA